This is a messenger RNA of Octodon degus (degu), 3483 nucleotides long. RefSeq names its product 6-phosphofructo-2-kinase/fructose-2,6-biphosphatase 3 (gene Pfkfb3). NCBI's taxonomy places the organism in Eukaryota, Metazoa, Chordata, Mammalia, Rodentia, Octodontidae. Gene Ontology annotation, cellular component: cytosol. The record is from RefSeq and is a predicted model, not a curated record. The transcript is spliced from 16 exons. Gene Ontology annotation, molecular function: ATP binding; fructose-2,6-bisphosphate 2-phosphatase activity; 6-phosphofructo-2-kinase activity. Gene Ontology annotation, biological process: fructose 2,6-bisphosphate metabolic process; fructose metabolic process. The coding region runs from base 384 to 1928 and encodes 514 amino acids.
CGCUGCCAAGCUCCGACACUUAAAAAGGCCGAGCCGUGCGUGUGGCAUCUCUGUAUAGCUGGAGAGUAGGAGAGUGCAGUGCUCCGCGGUGGGAGUGCGGUUGUCACUACGCCCGAGCAUCUCUGAACUUCCCGGAGCUGCCGAGCCGGCCGUGCGCACGGCCGCAGCCCCGCGCCCCUCGGCAGCGCCUUCCGAGCCCCGGCGAGUGCGCGCGUCCCGGACCUAGCACAAAGCACGUUUCCCCAACAGCGUGGGGAGCCCGGCAGCGCGCCUUCGCCGCACGCACCCUCCCCUCCUUUGUUCCGGGGGUGGGCGGCCGCUCUUUUCCCCACGUCUUCAGAAUCCCCUCUUGGGGUGGCGGGCCACCGAGUGCAGUUGCGAAGAUGCCCUUGGAGCUGACCCAGAGCCGGAUGCAGAAGAUACGGGUGCCCAUCGACCACCGGCCCUCGUUGCCCAGAUCCUGUGGGCCGAAGCUGACCAACUCCCCCACAGUGAUUGUCAUGGUGGGCCUCCCUGCCCGGGGUAAAACUUAUGUCUCUAAGAAGUUGACCCGCUACCUCAACUGGAUUGGCGUCCCGACAAAAGUGUUCAAUGUGGGAGAGUAUCGCCGCGAGGCUGUGAAGCAGUACAGCUCCUAUAACUUCUUCCGCCCUGACAAUGAAGAAGCCAUGAAAGUCCGAAAGCAGUGUGCCUUAGCUGCCUUGAGAGAUGUCAAGAGUUACCUGACAAAGGAAGGUGGACAGAUUGCAGUUUUUGAUGCCACCAAUACCACUAGAGAGAGGAGACACAUGAUCCUUCAUUUUGCCAAAGAAAAUGAUUUCAAGGUGUUUUUCAUUGAGUCCGUGUGUGAUGACCCUACCGUUGUAGCCUCCAACAUCAUGGAAGUGAAAAUCUCCAGCCCGGAUUACAAAGAUUGCAACUCGGCAGAAGCCAUGGACGACUUCAUGAAGAGGAUCAAUUGCUAUGAAGCCAGCUACCAGCCCCUCGACCCUGAUAAAAGUGACAGGGACUUGUCACUGAUCAAAGUGAUCGAUGUGGGCCGGAGGUUCCUGGUGAACAGAGUCCAGGAUCACAUCCAGAGUCGAAUCGUGUACUAUCUGAUGAACAUUCAUGUACAGCCGCGCACCAUCUACCUGUGUCGGCACGGCGAGAAUGAAUACAACCUGCAGGGCAAGAUUGGGGGUGACUCAGGCCUGUCCUGCAGGGGCAAGAAGUUUGCCAAUGCGCUCAGUAAGUUUGUGGAGGAGCAGAACCUAAAGGACCUCCGGGUAUGGACCAGCCAGCUGAAGAGCACCAUCCAGACAGCGGAAGCACUGAAGCUCCCCUACGAGCAGUGGAAGGCGCUCAAUGAGAUCGAUGCCGGCGUCUGUGAGGAGCUGACCUACGAGGAGAUCAGAGACACAUACCCUGAGGAAUAUGUGCUGCGUGAGCAGGACAAGUACUACUACCGCUACCCGACUGGGGAGUCCUACCAGGACCUGGUCCAGCGCCUGGAGCCUGUGAUCAUGGAGCUGGAGCGGCAGGAGAACGUACUGGUCAUCUGCCACCAGGCUGUCCUGCGCUGCCUGCUGGCUUAUUUCCUGGAUAAGAGUGCAGAGGAAAUGCCUUACCUGAGAUGUCCCCUUCAUACCGUUCUGAAACUGACACCUGUCGCUUACGGUUGCCGUGUGGAGUCCAUCUACCUGAACGUGGAGUCCGUGAGCACACACCGGGAGAGGUCGGAGGAUGCAAAGAAGGGACCUAACCCGCUCAUGAGACGCAAUAGUGUCACCCCACUAGCCAGCCCUGAGCCCACCAAAAAGCCUCACAUCAACAGCUUUGAGGAGCAUGUGGCUUCCACUUCUGCUGCCCUGCCCAGCUGCCUGCCCCCGGAAGUGCCCACGCAGCUGCCGGGACAACCUUUGCUAGGGAAAGCCUGUCUAACAUGAAAGGCUCCCGGAGCGGCACCGACUCCUCCAGGAAACACUGAAUGAAGCAGACACAUCUCUUUCCAUUCCACUUCCAUUUCUGCAGCUUAGUUUGUGCCCUCCCAUCUGCCCAAGGCCAAAGGAACAAGUGGUCCCAAGGACUUCUGCACCGAAUGAGUAGAGAAAGGGGAUCUGCUGGUUGAAGAGCAGCUACACCCCAGUAGCAUCAGAGUGACUGAGACACCAGAAGGCCAUGUGGCUGACUGGAUCCCUGGCAGUGAGCUGCCAGCCUCUCCACCUUCUACUCUCCAGGGUCCUCCAGGGCUGUUUGGCCCCCUCAGAAUCCCCACCAGGCUGGGGGAGGAUGAAGAGUGGUGGAUGAGCUGAGCAAGGCCCUGAGAGGGGGACACUGGUUACUGCUGUGCUGCUUUCUGUAAUUCUGCCCUGGCAUGAUCCUGGCUGGGGAGACAAGACUGGCAAAGAAUCUUGAAACUAGAAGAGGACUUAGAUCCUAACUGCUGAAAGCGAAGGCCUGUUUGAAAAUUUCCGCAUGGCUCCGUUGUGCACCUUUGUUGGGGAGAUACUCCCUUGGACUUGGGCAUGGGCUGAGUUGGACCUCUUCUCCUGAGAAGGCCUUGAGCUGGGACUUACCUGGAAGCUGAGCAGUGACCUGUCCUGGCUCCCCUGCAUGUCAUCAAACCAUCCCAGCCCUGAACGUAAGGACAGGCUGGCUGCAUAGGCAGAAGGAUGUUUUCACUGAAAUAUGAUAACUGGGGCCUCACUCUGUCAGGAAGCUCUGAGCAUCCUUUGUUCUCCUAUCUGGUCUUGGAGGCACCCUGAGUGAAUUGCUCUCAGAGCUGUUUGCUUUUGCACUUUUUUGGGGACAGAAGUAGGAUCUAAAAGUUGCACCUUCUUUUCAGGAACUUGCAGUAGAAGUUGGAGGUUUAGGCCCUUGGGGGCCCAGAGCCUCUGCAUGCAAGGAGCUGGACACACCUGUGGGAUGGGGGAGCUUGGAGCAUUGCCUCCUCGCAAGAUCUUCUGAGAGAUGAGGUAGGGAACACCUUGCCUCUUUCCUCUAGGACAUUACCUACCACCCAUGCUUCCCAGGUGGGGAUGGCAGCUAAGGAUGAGGUGCAGAUGUGUCUGCCUGCUUUUGUCGAGUGCUAUGUACCUGGCACCGUGCUGCACACCUGACUGUGGGGAGGUCAGUGGAGUAGGCUGUCCUGUUUGCUUUGUCUUCAUAGCAUCCAUGACAUUUUGCAGAGUUUGAAAAUCUGAGCUUAUGGGACAUGUGGUUCUAAACUCCUGUAGUAUUUGUCCCUGUCUGUUUUUCCUCCCUCAUCCCCUCAAACAGCAGGGCAGAAGAAGGUGUCUGUGUCCAGAGGAAACCAUUUGCAAACUCAGCAGUAUAGUUCAUACAAAUAACCCUUUUAAGAUGUCUCAAAGCUCGUACCAAAGGUCAUGCUUAUUUCUUCCUGCCUUUUCUUUUGUGUGUGUGUAUGGGGGGGGGGGUACUGGGAGUCAAACUCAGGACCUUGCCCUUACCAGGCAAGUGUGAUGCCACUGGAGCUAUCUC